GCCCCAAACACCACGGACACCAUUACUACUAUAAAAACCUCUGCUUUAAAGCGACUGUGUUUGCUCCACCUUCAUUGGCGUCUAGAUUCUAACGUUUCCGCUUUAGCUGUACAAUAUCUCUUAAGGAUCCAAGGUUGGAACCCUAGUUUUGCCUAUUUAUUUAUUUAUCAUCGAAGAAAUUUGCUUUGGUCUUCAAGGAUACAAUAAUGGAGGCUCAUCUAGGGCAGAAAAAUAAGCAGGAGGAGUUCAGAGUCUCUAUCUCUAAGCUCUCUGCUUCUUCUCCUGAUGGUCCGUGUUUACCAGCAUUGGCUCGUUUCAGCAUCGAACCUCAAGGUGCACAGCUUCGAUUCCACCAAGAAUCAGAGUCAGGCGAUGAUAUCCUAAUUGAUCUUGGAACUGCUCAGCUAUUCAAGUUAAGCCCUGUCGAAUCAGUCUGCAUUGAAGAAAAUUGCUCAUCUAGUAAGGAUGAGAAAUCUUAUUCAAGGGGAAUCACCAUUCGAUUUAAAGUAGAGGAUGAAAGCAGGGCAUUCCAUCGGGCGUUUGAACAUUGGAAUACCGAAGCAGUUCAAGUGUCUUCUGGCGGAAGAUUGGAAAAUGGAAAACUUUUGGCUUGUAAAAGCAAGUUUGAUGAUAAAAUAGAGGCAUCUUCUGCCAAAAUGUACUUCCAUUACUAUGGCCAGCUACUUCAUCAACAAAAUAUGCUACAGGAUUAUGUGAGGACAGGAACCUAUUAUGCUGCAGUUGUUGAGAACCGUGCAGAUUUUAUUGGUCGUGUGGUGGUUGAUGUAGGUGCUGGUAGUGGCAUUCUGUCAUUAUUUGCCGCUCAGGUUGGUGCAAAGCAUGUUUAUGCUGUGGAAGCAUCUGAAAUGGCAGAAUAUGCACGCAGACUCAUUGCUGGGAAUCCAUCCUUGGCACAGAGGAUUACGGUCAUCAAAGGUAAAGUGGAGGAGGUUGAGUUGCCGGAGAAAGCAGAUAUUCUGAUCUCUGAGCCAAUGGGCACCUUGUUGGUUAAUGAAAGGAUGCUGGAGUCGUAUGUGAUUGCAAGAGAUCGUUUCCUUCAUCCUAGCGGAAAAAUGUUCCCUACAAUUGGAAGGAUACACAUGGCACCAUUUAGCGAUGAAUAUUUAUACGUUGAAGUUGCAAAUAAGGCCCUGUUUUGGCAGCAACAAAAUUAUUAUGGGGUUGACCUUACUCCCUUAUACGGAUCUGCAUUUCAAGGAUACUUUUCUCAGCCUGUGGUGGAUGCUUUUGAUCCCAGAUUGUUGGUAGCUCCUCCUAUAUUCCAUACUAUAGAUUUUACUUCUGUGAAGGAGGAAGAACUGUAUGAAAUUGAAAUCCCACUGAGUUUCAUCGCCUCUGUGGGCACUAGAGUUCACGGACUGGCUUGCUGGUUUGAUGUUUUGUUUAACGGAAGUUCUGUACAAAGAUGGCUUACUACUGCUCCUGGUGCACCUACAACCCACUGGUACCAGCUACGCUGUGUUCUAUCUCAACCAAUAUAUGUCAUGGCUGGACAAGAAAUUACUGGACGACUCCGCAUGGUUGCCCACAAUGCUCAGAGCUAUACAAUGCACCUAACUAUGUCAGCUAAAAUGUGGGGCGCUGGUGCCGAACAAGGAGGAAUACUUCAGACAUCAUCAUGCAAACUUGAUCUUAAGGAGCCAUACUAUCGAAUGUCUCAGCCACAGACAUAUGCAUGGACCCAAGAUCAGCAACCUCAGCAGCUAAUACAGUCGCAGGAUGCUGUGGGGUCUGGCUUAGUGCAGCAACUGUCGCAGAAUUCCGGAGCUUCUUUGCCUCGUUGAUAGAGAAGAUCAGCAUCAACUCUUAAGGGGCUAACAAGUGGAGGUGGGACGUUUAGAGGGCAGGAGAUGGAUUUCGUUUUCGUACAAUAGAACGCAGAAUAAUGGCCCUCGUUUCUCUUCAAUACUUUUGUUUUUUAUUUUUUUGGUAGAAGUUUCUCUUCAAUACUAUGGGUUGAAAAUUAUAAUCAGGGGUCUAGCAAAAAAAAAUUAGGGAUCUAGAAACCAUUUUACUAUUAGUAUAUGUUUUUCUUUUUCCUCUUAUUGAAGAAAAAUAAUUACUAUGAACUGAAAAAAAAUUUAUCCCUUGCUAAAGGGAUAAGCAAUCUGGGUAGUAGGAAAAUUUGGUUGUGUUUCAACCUCGGUCCGUCAUGUGUAUUGGGAUUGUGAUAAAUUGUCUCAUCAUAUUGUGUGUUUUACCACAAUUUUAGUAUAUAUGGUAGGUUGAGAUUGAA
This is a messenger RNA of Macadamia integrifolia, 2257 nucleotides long. Its product is annotated as probable histone-arginine methyltransferase CARM1. Gene Ontology annotation, biological process: peptidyl-arginine methylation. The coding region runs from base 207 to 1805 and encodes 532 amino acids. The record is from RefSeq and is a predicted model, not a curated record. Gene Ontology annotation, molecular function: protein-arginine N-methyltransferase activity. The transcript has 16 exons. Lineage: Eukaryota; Viridiplantae; Streptophyta; Magnoliopsida; Proteales; Proteaceae.